AUGGCGUCCCUCCUGCUGGCGGCGAGCCUCCUCCUGCUGCUGGCGGCGUCCCCGGGGGCGCGGGGGGGCAACAUCCUGGUGUUCCCGGUGGACGGCAGCCAUUGGGUGAACAUGAACCUGCUGCUGCGGGGCCUGCACGCGCGCGGCCACCAGCUCACCGUGGUGCGCACGGCGAGCAGUUGGUACGUUAAGGAGCGGGCGCCGCACUACCGCGCCGUUACCGUGGCGCUGCCGCACGCCAUCGACAUCGAGGAGCCCGACUUCUUCGGCCUGAGGGCGGCGAAGUUCGACCUGGUGCUAAUGGACCCCGGUUUGCCGGUGGGGGUUCUGGUGGCGCACGAACUGGGGCUGCCCACCGUGUUCAACGUGCGCUGGAUCACCAGCGGCGAGGGCCACUUCGUGGUGGCGCCCUCGCCCAUUUCCUACGUCCCCGCCUCCGGCCACGCCGCCACCGACCGCAUGGCAUUCUGGGAGCGCGUGGCUAACGCGCUCUUCUACGUCCUGAACGCCUGCAUCGACCGCCUGGUGGUCUGCCCCCACUACGACCGGCUGGUGGAAAGGUACCUCGGCCCGGACGUGAGCUUCUACCACCUGCUGCAGGGCGCCGACUUCUGGCUGAUGCGCGUGGACUUUGUGUUCGAGUUCCCGCGGCCCACCAUGCCCAACGUAGCGUACAUCGGCGGGUUCCAGUGCGGGCCGGCGCGGCCGCUAGCCCCGGAGCUGGAGGCGUUCGUGCAGAGCUCCGGGGAGCACGGCUUCGUGCUAAUGUCUCUGGGCACGCUAGUCCAGGGCCUCCCGGCGGACAUCACCGCGGAGAUAGCCGCCGCCUUCGCCGCCAUCCCUCAGAAGGUGGUUUGGCGGCACGCGGGCGAGCGCCCGCCUAACCUCGGAAACAACACGCUGCUGCUGGACUGGAUCCCGCAGAACGACCUGCUGGGCCACCCGAAGGCGCGCGCCUUCGUGGCGCACGGCGGGACCAACGGCGCGUACGAGGCCGUGUUCCACGGCGUUCCCGUGGUGGGCGUCCCGCUGCUGUUCGACCAGUUCGAGAACGUGCUAAGGCUGCAGGCGCGCGGCGCCGCGCGGGCGGUCGACGCCGCGGCGCUAACCCGGGAGAGCUUCCUGGAGGCGCUAGAGGACGUGCUGCACAAUCCCAGCUACCGGGAAAGCAUGCGGCGCCUGUCGGACCUCCACCGCGACCGGCCGAUGGCGCCCCUGGACACCGCCAUGUUCUGGGUGGAGUUCGUCAUGCGGCAUGGGGGCGCCGCUCACCUGCGCACCGAGUCCUUCAGGAUGAGCUGGCUAGCCUACCACUCCGUGGACGUCUGGAGCUUCCUGGGCGCCGUCCUGCUGGUGCUAACGGCGGCUAUCGUUGGGUCGCUACGGUUCCUCUGCCUCCGGGUGUGCGGGAGGAGGAAGGCCAAGCAGGAAGACGGCUCCAGGGAAAGCACACGGCGCCUGUCGGCCCUCCACUCCGUGGACGUCUGGAGCUUCCUGGGCGCCGUCCUGCUGGUGCUAACGGCGGCUAUCGUUGGGUCGCUACGGUUCCUCUGCCUCCGGGUGUGCGGGAGGAGGAAAGCCAAGCAGGAGUAG
Menidia menidia (Atlantic silverside) is the source of this 1593-nucleotide messenger RNA. Lineage: Eukaryota; Metazoa; Chordata; Actinopteri; Atheriniformes; Atherinopsidae. The record is from the annotation of a GenBank genome assembly.